Syzygium oleosum is the source of this 2004-nucleotide messenger RNA. Its product is annotated as V-type proton ATPase subunit B 1. Gene Ontology annotation, biological process: ATP metabolic process; proton transmembrane transport. Bases 143 to 1609 code for a protein of 488 amino acids. Lineage: Eukaryota; Viridiplantae; Streptophyta; Magnoliopsida; Myrtales; Myrtaceae. Gene Ontology annotation, cellular component: proton-transporting V-type ATPase, V1 domain. The record is from RefSeq and is a predicted model, not a curated record. The transcript has 15 exons. Gene Ontology annotation, molecular function: ATP binding; proton-transporting ATPase activity, rotational mechanism.
UAUCAAUCCUCAAAACAAUUAUUUAUUUUUUUAAAGUCCAGCAGAUCUCAGUCUCGUUUCCUUGUCCCUGUUGCCCCUUCCAUCAUCUUCUUCCCCUGCGACGCCCCGUUGCUCCGCGCUCCAAGAUCGAUCGAGCUUCAAAAUGGGAAUGGCAGAAAACAGCCACGAUAUGGAAGAGGGAACCCUGGAGGUUGGCAUGGAGUAUAGGACAGUUUCUGGAGUAGCUGGGCCUCUUGUUAUCCUAGAAAAAGUCAAGGGCCCCAAGUACCAAGAAAUUGUUAAUAUACGGCUAGGUGAUGGAACAAUGCGACGAGGACAAGUCUUAGAAGUUGAUGGUGAAAAAGCUGUUGUUCAGGUAUUUGAAGGUACAUCCGGCAUCGACAACAAAUUUACUACCGUGCAAUUUACAGGAGAGGUUUUGAAAACACCGGUUUCGCUGGAUAUGCUUGGGCGCAUAUUUAAUGGCUCUGGCAAGCCCAUAGACAAUGGUCCUCCUAUUUUGCCUGAAGCUUACUUGGACAUCUCCGGUAGUUCUAUCAAUCCUAGUGAAAGAACUUAUCCUGAAGAGAUGAUACAGACAGGAAUUUCUACUAUAGAUGUUAUGAAUUCAAUUGCCAGAGGACAAAAGAUUCCUCUUUUUUCUGCUGCUGGUCUUCCCCAUAAUGAAAUAGCUGCUCAGAUUUGCCGUCAAGCUGGUUUGGUAAAGCGGUUGGAGAAGUCUAAUAAUCUCAUGGAGGAUGUGGAAGAAGACAAUUUUGCUAUUGUCUUUGCAGCAAUGGGAGUGAACAUGGAGACAGCUCAAUUCUUUAAACGGGAUUUUGAAGAAAAUGGAUCAAUGGAGAGAGUCAUUUUGUUUCUCAAUCUGGCCAAUGACCCAACAAUAGAAAGAAUCAUAACUCCCCGGAUUGCCCUUACAACAGCAGAAUAUCUGGCAUAUGAGUGUGGGAAACAUGUCCUCGUCAUUCUUACGGAUAUGAGUUCGUAUGCUGAUGCUCUUCGUGAGGUAUCUGCUGCCCGUGAAGAAGUGCCUGGAAGACGUGGUUAUCCAGGGUAUAUGUAUACAGAUCUGGCAACCAUCUAUGAGAGAGCUGGACGAAUUGAAGGACGGAAAGGCUCAAUUACACAGAUUCCCAUUUUGACUAUGCCUAAUGAUGAUAUUACACAUCCUACUCCAGAUCUAACGGGGUAUAUUACUGAGGGGCAGAUAUACAUUGACAGGCAGCUACAGAAUCGGCAGAUUUACCCGCCAAUUAAUGUCCUUCCGUCCCUAUCACGAUUGAUGAAGAGUGCCAUAGGGGAAGGGAUGACACGCAGGGAUCAUGCUGAUGUGUCCAACCAGCUAUAUGCAAAUUAUGCUAUUGGAAAAGAUGUCCAGGCAAUGAAAGCUGUUGUGGGAGAAGAAGCACUUUCUUCGGAGGACUUGUUAUAUUUGGAGUUUCUAGACAAGUUUGAGAGGAAAUUUGUUGCUCAAGGAGCAUAUGACACCCGUACAGUCUUCCAGUCCUUAGAUCUGGCAUGGACACUGCUUCGCAUAUUUCCUCGUGAACUUCUUCACCGUAUACCAGCAAAGACACUUGAUCAGUACUAUAGCCGAGAUGCAGCCCAUUGAUGAUGGAAAGCAUCUCAUGUUCAAGAUAUCCAUCAUUAUUAUCUGUAUUGGAGCUUGAGGAUUUGUUUAUUGAUGAGCCUUCCUUCCCAGGUUGCUUCUCUGCUUUAUGAUAGAAUAAAAGUUUUUUUUCUAUAUAAAAUAGUUGAUCAGCAAAUCAGACUUGUAAUUUUCCGCGAUAGCUGCGUAGAUGACGUAAAGCUUCUCUGGUAAUUUAUGUCACUCCUGUGGUUUGGGUCAACUUCUGGUUCGAGCCAAGAAAAUGAACGAUGAGGGCUUCUGGAACUUAGAAGUGCUUUCUGCAUGUAACAUUCUUGUUCUUUAUGCCAUUUAUCUUUGUAUUAAGAACAUUUUGGAGUGUUAUUUUUGUGUAUUUAAAUGGAUUAUUCCUUAUAUAA